AUGCUCGUCAUGCCACCCAAGAAGGCCAAAUCGGCAGGCUCCAAACCUGCGCGUGCGGAACCAAGCAGCACCCCGCUGAGCUCUCUGUCGACUGCCGACCCCGAAGGCGCAACCACUGGCGCGCGAUCGAACACCAAGCCCAAAGUGGCACCUCACGUGCCUGCCGAAGCGCCUCAAGGUGCCGUCAUGAGUGGCGACAAACCUCCCGAGCCAACCAAUGGCAAAGAGCAAGCGGCAGACAAACCCCUGACCAAGGUACAGCGCACACAGGGUCAUCCGAUUUUCGUGGAACCUAGCUUCGGGCUGCUGAAGGCCCUUCGCGACCCCGAUGCAUACCUCCGACAUGUCUGCCAGGGAAUGGUCGAGAAACGGCCCUGGGUAUCCUUUGAUGAGGUUUACAACGCGCUCAAAUGCACAUGCGCCGUGCACACCGAUUCCCAAACGCCAUCGAAGGCGAUCAGGAAAGGCGGGAAGUUCGGAUGCCAAAUGAAUUCGGAAAAUAUUCCCAGCUUCGGAAUAACUUCCGAUUUCCCGGCCUCGCACAGGACGUUCCGGGACUACAACACAUUCCUCGGCUAUCUCUCUCGCCUUAGAUUUUCUGGCCAUAGCACCUGGCGCGAGCUCAUAGCCGCCAAUGGCGAGAUCCCGUUCCCUCCAGUGUUUUUUACACGAGGCUUCUUUGCAGCACGCACCGCCCUAGGUCAUGGCACGAAGCGCUUCACACUGGGCGGCAGUCGCAGGGGAAAGCAGCGGGAGUCUGUUCUAGUGAACGCCAAACUGGCCUUCCUUCACCACGACCCGAACAAGUCUGAAGGCAAGGUCGAUCCGUUCUGGGAGGGUUUUAUCGAGCACCACACGCGCCAGUGGGAAUCGAUUAAGCCUGUUGUGGAUGAAGUCUUGCGCGAGCGGAAAAAGACUUCCGCCGCUGACGAGUCGAAGGCCGGAAUGAAGCGGAAGCGUCAGGGAAGAACCGAGUCGAACUCUGAUCGAGAUGUUCGGCUGCAGAAAGCUAUGAAAUCUCUCUUGGAAGCCAUCCCUCAGAAAGUCGACCCGCCCAACCCGCAUAACAGCGACCAAGAGAUGGCUGAGGUGCCAGCACAGAAACUUGACUCCCCCUCCCCGGACGCCCCGGACGAGACCACCAUCUCUCAUCUGCAACCUGACGAUAACCAAGAGAUGGCCGAGGAGAACGUACAGAAGGGCGCCUCCAAAGAGGGCCCGGCAAAGGAUGCCGCCGUUCAGCUCGAGACUGGGGAGGAGGUAGACAAUGACGAGGAUCACAAUCGCACCUGCACGGACGGCCUGAACGACGAUGAUAGCAUCUCUCCUCGGACGCCAAAGCACGGUCACCAAGAUUCGGAUACCGAAGAGGAGCGAAUCCAGGCCGAGCUCCGCCAGGAUCUGCCAGCCUCGGGCCCCUCCGACAAGGGCAAAAAUCCUGCCGACACAUCGCAGCGCGCCAUGCCCACACCGCCAGCGGCGCUCCCUGACCUUUCCGCCGAAAGCGCCGAGCAAUGGAGACGCAUCGCGCAAGCCGUCGCGGAAUCGCACCUGCGCCUCAAGGUACUUAUGGAGCACCCCGGCUCUCAUCUCAUCACCCACGACGGCUUGCCCUAUUACAACAACGCGGCCGGGACGCAUUCGCCUCGCGCCGCCAGCGCCCCCGCCCAGCAGCAGCGCCAGUCGGAUGGGCCAGGAACCGGCCGGGGUGAUCCCAGGACCCCUGGUCGACGAACCCAGGGCCGGGGUGUCAUGCUGGUCAGCCCCGUCAACGUCAAGGUAGAGACGCCCAGCACCGUCUGCGCCGUGAGGCGGACGCCCGCGACUACUGCGAGCAGCGAGACCCUCGUCUCGGAGGUUUUCUACACCCCCAGGGGCAUGACCCCUAGCCCUACGAAGCGGCCUCGGCUGGAAUGA
Molecule: messenger RNA, 1917 nt
Organism: Gaeumannomyces tritici R3-111a-1
Lineage: Eukaryota; Fungi; Ascomycota; Sordariomycetes; Magnaporthales; Magnaporthaceae
Exons: 2
Coding region: 1-1917 (638 amino acids)
Source: RefSeq, a predicted model, not a curated record